Molecule: messenger RNA, 837 nt
Organism: Symbiodinium pilosum
Lineage: Eukaryota; Dinophyceae; Suessiales; Symbiodiniaceae
Source: the annotation of a GenBank genome assembly
AUGGCUGUCGCCCGUGUGUGCCUCUUCUUGCAACUCGUGGUAGCAUUUGCGGGGCGCGAUUGGCUGGCCCCCUUCCAGCGGUUACAGGUCAGUGCUCCCAUGGUCGUCCAUGUGAUAACAGACACAUCUCGGCACAAUGCGGAUCUUGACAUCGCAGCGGACUAUAUGGGACUUGGAUGGACAGUCCAGUCCGAGGUUCAGCCAAUGACGUUCGGAUCCACCUUGCUGUUGGGCAUGGACGCGCGAGCCGUGCGACAGCAGUUCACUUGGCCUGCUGGUGGACAGAUGGCCACGCUGACAGUGCCGGAGCCACUCCAGGCUGUUUCAGUCACAGGUGGUGCAAAGGUCCUGGUGGAUAUCGUCACGGGGGAUCUUGCUGCAGACAGCAAGAGCAAUCUCACGGUGCAGAAGCUCAACUCUUCCGCGAACAGCUCACACCUAUUCAUUGCGGAUGAUGCGAACAUCACCGUCCGUUCAGGAGUCAUCGGGAGUGCUUACAUUCAGGCCCGGCACGGGGCUGUGGUGGACCUCUGGGAAAGCAAAACGGAUGCCAUUCUCAAUAUCAAGGUCGACACCAACUCCUCUGUAGUAAUCAAAGCCGAGCCGGCCGCACCCCCGAAGAAUGCCACCCCAGUGGCCAACAUUACGGCAAACAGCACGGCCACGAACCACACCAACGGCACGAUGCAGCCAUCAAACGCGAGCAUGACCAACUCUUCGGCCACGAAUGGGAACAGCACCGCUGCUACAUCCAACGCGCUGACCGCAAAUGUCACGCAGAACGGAACAGGGAAUGCCACGAAGUUGCUGAAGGACAGGUUUGUGGUCAUCCCAUAG